AUGUAUGGGCUCAGCGUGCGGCGAGCAGUGGCAGCCACGCAGCCAAGAAAAUCUUCUGCACGCGCCCUCCAUGUAGCCGCAGUUUCAGCUUUUCCCGAGAGGCUUCAUGGCCGCUUGUUGACAACAAGUGCCUCUCCGGCUACACCGCAAAAUGGCAAUCGACGCCAAAGUGCAAGCCUGUCUUGGGGCCCACUCGGACUUACAGCUGCAGCACACUUAGACACCAUUCAACGCGUGGCAACACCGCGUUUUCUCUCAUCUUCAGCCUCACCGGUGAUGGAGUCGAUACCAGUGGAGGAGACUCCAAAUCCGAAUGCUCUAAAGUUCAGACCUCUGCUGCCUCGGCCGCUUGUAAAUGCCAAGGGAAGCUUCGCUUCGAGAAAUUUUACCAAAACUUCGCCCGGUGUAGCGGACUCUCCAAUGGCACAGGCCAUCUUGCAGGAGAGGGGCGUCGUGUCCGUUCUUCUUGGCGCUGGCUUCGUGUCAGUCGUGAAGGAGGCUGAGGCGCAGUGGGAAGAUCUGAAGCCUAGAGUCGAGGCAGCCAUCCGACUUUCUGCUGCCGCUCAGCUGGCGCACGCGACGGAGGCAGCAGCGGCGGACGAGGCGGCAGCGGCAGACGAGGCAGCAGCGGCAGAAGCAUCAAAAAAGGAGCACGCCCAUGAGGCUUCCUCGGCAGCCGAAGCGCCUAUGGGACCUGAAGAAGAGGAGCUCUUUGAAUCAAUCAAAGAGACGCUAAACUGUCGCGUCAGGCCCAUGUUGCAAGGAGACGGGGGAGAUCUGGAGGUUCUGCGGUUCGAUAGCGAGACCGGCCAGCUGUAUGUACACUUGCUGGGGAGCUGCCAAGGCUGCCCUUCCUCCACCGUCACUGUCAAGAGAGGGAUGGAACAAAUGCUCAAGUACUACUAUCCAGAGGUAGAGGCAGUUGUCGAGUGCGACGAGAACGGGGAACCCCUCCAGCCCGAAGACGAAGAGGCUGAAUGA
Messenger RNA from Cyclospora cayetanensis, 981 nucleotides. Its product is annotated as nifU-like protein C1709.19c. The record is from RefSeq and is a predicted model, not a curated record. NCBI's taxonomy places the organism in Eukaryota, Apicomplexa, Conoidasida, Eucoccidiorida, Eimeriidae. Gene Ontology annotation, biological process: iron-sulfur cluster assembly. The coding region runs from base 1 to 981 and encodes 326 amino acids. The transcript has 6 exons. Gene Ontology annotation, molecular function: iron-sulfur cluster binding; iron ion binding.